This is a messenger RNA of Penicillium alfredii, 3939 nucleotides long. RefSeq lists its product as uncharacterized. Lineage: Eukaryota; Fungi; Ascomycota; Eurotiomycetes; Eurotiales; Aspergillaceae. Gene Ontology annotation, biological process: protein phosphorylation. The coding region runs from base 1 to 3939 and encodes 1312 amino acids. Gene Ontology annotation, molecular function: protein kinase activity; ATP binding. The record is from RefSeq and is a predicted model, not a curated record. The transcript has 3 exons.
AUGGAUUCAACAUACUCAGGCGAUUUCCGCUAUGGACCUUUGAGUUCCACCCUUAUCAAUCCCCUCCGCAAUCGCCAAGAUGUCAGUCCUCCGCCACGGGGGAGGGGAGGCUUCCUCCAGCGGCGCCUCACGAAAUUAUAUACAGACACAAAGACAUCAUGCGAGAGCGUUACAACUGCCUCGAAAGCCCUCGACGAUCCAGAACUUGUUGCUUUGCACCAAAGCUUCCAGAAACAAAGAGACCGGCUGCUGACUUGGGGUCUCGAUUGGAGCGAUGCGAGCGCUGCCCAGCCCAACGAUAUCGAUGAAUCAUUGACGGCGGCAGGCUUCAGCGACGUGGUCGAAAGUGUCAUGUCUUCCAUUCAAGAUCUUUUAAAUGACGCCGAACGAGUUCAACAUGCGGAUGCGCCGAUUCUCCCAUCCAAAGAACGCAAGGUGGAUCUACCAUCAAAGGAUACUCUCGGCAGCCGGCCCCUCAAGACACAGUGGACAGAUGAUGAUAUCAGCCGUUCGAAGACAAUUUUGAAUGACUUGACUGGGUGUAUCGACACCUUGUAUGAUCUAUCUCGUUCGCGGCGCACGAUGGCUUCCAGUAUGUCGUCGAGCCGACAUAGCGCCACCGCGCGACGACCACGAGCUACCCCCACUUCACCAUACGACUCCUCUCAUGACUCGUUCUCUGAGUCCAAAGAGAAGGUUCAGAGUCCGAAACAAAUGUACGACUCAUACGCCUAUUCGCCCUCAACGCCACAGCGCGACUUUACCAACCCAUUCGUGUCAUCCAAGCAUCUCAUCAUCGAUCGCUCUGCUCUCCAAAUAUAUGGCGCCGCUCAAGAUAACACCCCUCCUCCCUACGAAGCCGUUGCGGCGACCUCGAACUCUCGUGCCAUUGGCCGCUUGAAGGCGUCGGCGUCCCCCUCCCUCAGCUCCACGAAAGAGUCGCAUGUUUCCGUAUUGGUGGAAUUCAUGCCCAUGAUGGUGGAAACUCAAAUGAACUCAAAAGGGUCUCGGUUGGAGAAGCUUCAGCAAUCUUUGGACCAGUUGCUGCAAAAUGCCAGAAUCUCUCACCUGGGACUCUUGAGAUUUCUUGGAUACUGUGUCGACCAAUCCAAUUCGCGUUAUGUGUUUCUGUACCAGAUGCCAGUCGACUACUUCCCAUUCCUUCAGAACCCGAGUGAUUUGCUCAGGGAGCUGAAGCCCAAACCACUGGUGGCCCUCUUGCCCUCGGCGGAAGAUUAUCGCGAGAAGCGUGUACCCAACCUGGAAACUCGCUUUCGACUGGCCUACGAUCUUCUUAUGUCGGCAUUGCACCUGAGAAGUCAGAAUGCUGUCCAUGGAAACAUCAAUAGCAGCAACGUCAUUUUCUUUCCGGGUCGCACUGACGCGAACAAUGACGAGAGCGGCCUUGCACCGGAUCUGCGUCGCCCCUAUAUAACUUCCCCUGCACGGUUCUCUGGCGAUGGUCCAACUCCCGAGCCCUUGUCUUCGGCAAUGUAUCGCCAUCCCGAAGACAAGAGAUCCGUGGAGGACGAUGGUGCAUGGGCUUACGAUCUCUACUCUCUCGGUCUGGUCUUGUUGGAGAUUGGACUCUGGGCCCCCGUCGGCCGACUCUGGAAAAUGAAAUAUGACCGUUCGUGGUUCAAACAUCGUGUCGAGGAUCUUUAUGUCAAGAAACUUGGUCCGAAGUGCGGCAGCGCAUACUUGCAAGCUGUUCAGCUAUGCUUGGAUGCACCCAACUUCCAUCUUUCUACCCAGCCCAUGACCGACCUGGGCCUUCGUGUGCCCCAAAUCUACCAUUACCCUGUCCUCGAUCUGUCCGAUCCCGAUGGCACCUUUUCGUUUUCCAUGAACUUCCUCUACACAAUCUGCAAAAUCUUGUGGUCGUGUUGCCGUAUCGACAUCUUCUCAGCGCCGCCAGCAGAGGAGUUGGACGACUGCCUCCCGCUUGCGCUCGUCCCGACUCCCGAGCCAGCUCCUGCACAGAAGUAUGAAGCAUACCAACCUGCUCGUGAGCCGAUGAAGUUGGACAAGAAGUUACCGACACUUCCUGCGGAUGAUUGGCGUGCAGCGACAGAAGGGAAAAAUCCGGACAAGGCCGCAAAAAAGCGUACCGUCAAACGAAUUCCAACUCUCGACAUUCCUGAUGACCACCUGCAAGAAUGGAACUACUCGAUGAUGCCACGAUUGAGUCGGCUCCUCCAAAAGAUCUUGAAAGAUUCCUCAGAGUCUUGCGGGGUUUCUCUCAUGAUGACUGGAGAUUCAUCUGAGACGGCUCGAACGACCAUCUGUGUGACUUGUGCGAGUGUCAAGAAAGUUCGAUCUGCGUUGAAGAAACAUUACAAUCUCGGUCGGGACGAUUGGGAUUUGAUUGUUCUCCGGGGCGACAUCGAACGGUCCAAAGUUCCCCGCAGAAAGCGUCGCACGCCGGCCAAGACACGCCCCAACGGAUCCAACGAAACGCCUUUUCGCCAACGAGAGCUGAACCCAUGCUAUCAGCAACGACCCCUCUGUGGAGCAUCCAUUGGAGCCUUUCAAAAUGAGGAGCAUUUACCUCCUGUCUCUUAUGGUGGGGCCGUGCUCGUGGAUGGUUUACCGUACGGCCUCACCGUCCACCAUAUGCUGGAGGCCCCCAGUGACGACGAAGGCCCCGGCGAGGAAGGCCAAGACGCCCCAUCUCGAUCAGCAGGUAAUUUUGCCCGGAAUACGUCGGCCACCCCAAACCCAGAUCUGAUGUAUACGUGGUGUGAGGACGACCCUUCGGAGAUCAAUCUUGAAUUUGAGAUUUCAGAUCGGGAGGAUGGGGAUGAUGGCUCAGUCUCACAAGGUUUCGAGACCGGGUACGACGAAUACUGGCUGUCGGAUGAGGACUCAUCCGACGACGACUCUAUUGACGGCGCGGACAAUGAUGAUGACGAUGCCGCAUCAAUCGGCGACACCGCUGGCAUCGAACCCGGUGAAGAACCACGGCUUCUUGUAACUCAACCAGCCAUUGACGACGUUCACGAUGACUUUUUUCCAUCACCGGAAGACCGCGAUGAUGAGCAUCUUGCCUCACAUUCCCUGGGAUACGUCCAUGCCUCGUCUGGCGUACGGCGCUGGACACGAAAGGGAAUCAAGCACGAGGUCGAUUGGGCCCUCAUCAAGGUCGACGAAGCUCGCAUGGACCCCCGCAAUAUCAUUUUGGACACAUCCAUACCCACUCUCACCCGAGCCGGCCCGCGCCGUGCGGUGCCUCCACAACCCAUCUUUCUGAACCAGGUCGCCCGGAUGGAGGAGUUGGGUGGAUUGCAGGUUCACUGCUGUGGCCGCACAAGCGGACUACAAACUGGGCAGAUAUCCAAGGCCAUGACCCUAGUGAAGUUGCAUGGCCGACACUCCUUCUCGACGAGCUUUUGCGUCAACGGAAACUUUGGAGCCCCCGGUGACUCCGGCGCAUGGGUCUUUGACCGAUCCACCGGUCGCGUGUGUGGCCACGUCCUCGCCUGGUCCGCAAAGAGCAGCACCACCUACAUCAGUCCGAUGGAGGUAACCUUCGACGACAUUGCCCGCACCCUCCACACCUCGCUCGUCUCCCUCCCCGGCGCUCCAGCCGCAUCGCCAGGCUACAACCAUCCUCACUCUUCCGCUCUCGCACCCGCGCCCGCCCAAUAUCGCUACCCGCCGCAGCAGCUCCCCCAGGACUUUGGUCGUCUGGCUCUGGGUGGUGCCGCCGGUACUCCUCCCAUCCCGCCGCCUCGUCCCCAUUUUCCCCAUCAUCCUCAGCAUCCCCAUCCUCAUUACCCUCAGCAGCCGGGUUAUCCGCGCCCUCCUCCGCCACCGCCUCCUCCUCAUCCGCCUGGUACUCAUGACCCCCAUGGGGCUGUGUACCGGGGCCCCGUGCCCCCGAUUCCGUCGGCGCUUUUGACCGGUCCGCGGAACAUUGAGCGGCAGCUUGCCUGA